AUGCCUUAUCAAUCAAGAAGAGUGAAGCAAGUGGGUACACAAAGUAGCACAAAAGCAUUGAUUGUAGACUCGUUAACGAUUGAACCCCAUGGAAAAGUUUUCACUCACCAAUCUUUAUCGAAAGCUGUGAAACACGAGUCCAUAGCUAUCAGUGAAGGUUCGAUGAGUUCUGAUUCCAUAAUAACAACGUUCUCCACUCGAGACUUACAAUUUAAAGCAGAAAAUCAACAAACUUUCAACAAGCUUCCAAGAACUGUGGUGGUUUCGAGGAAUCAUCAUGAUUACAUGAAAAGUUAA
Messenger RNA from Clunio marinus, 297 nucleotides. Lineage: Eukaryota; Metazoa; Arthropoda; Insecta; Diptera; Chironomidae. The record is from the annotation of a GenBank genome assembly.